AUGGUUCGCGACCGCAUCGAGGCUCUCUCCCACCAUCUCUCCUCGCCAACACCGACCAAGAUGAGCACACCGACGCGCGUGUUUCAGCUGAUCCCAGGUGUGCAGUCGUACGACUGGGGCAUUCCAGGCUCCAAAGCGCCUCGAGUCGCUCAGUUUGCAGCCGCGACCAAGCAGCUCAACUUUACCGCCGACGACGAUAAGCCGUAUGCGGAGCUGUGGAUGGGCACACAUCCGUCUAUGCCCUCGCGCAUCAUCCCCACCGAAUCCAGCGCAACGGGCGAGUUUACGCCGCUGGCCGAGCAUCUUGCGCAGCAUCCCGAGCUGAUUGGCGAGCGCGUUCGGGCCAAGUUCUCGGACGGCGAACCGGGCGCUUUGCCGUUUCUGUUCAAGGUGCUCAGCGUAGGCAAGGCGCUCAGCAUCCAGGCGCAUCCGGACAAGGCUCUCGGAAAGAAGCUCCAUGCUCAGAGGCCUGAUGUCUACAAGGACCCCAACCACAAACCCGAGAUGGCCAUCGCCCUUACUCCCUUCCGCGGCUUUUGCGGGUUUAGACCACUCGCCGAAAUCGUCGCCUACAUCAAGAACAUCCCCGAGCUCGCUGAGCUCGUCCAGCUUUCCGACGACGAUGUGGCACGGGUGGCUUCGCUUGCAUCAUCGCCUCCUGAGAGUGACGAGGUCAAGCAGACGCUCAAGACCAUUUUUGGCAACCUGAUGAACGCACCCAAGAGCACAUACGAGCCGCUAGCACAGUCGCUUUCCGAACGCUUUGCAAGCGGUAGGGUCGACAGUGUGGGCGAGACUGAGCGCAAGCUCGUCGUCAAGCUCGCCGACGAAUUCCCGCGCGACGUGGGCAUCUUUUGCACGUUUCUGCUGAAUAUCUCGACGCUGCAGCCGGGCGAGGCACUGUUUUUGCAGGCCAACGAACCACACGCCUAUCUCGAGGGCGAGAUCUUGGAGUGCAUGGCUGCAUCGGACAAUGUUGUGCGUGCCGGGCUCACGCCGAAACUGCGCGACACCGACACACUCAUCAGCAUGUGCACCUACCAGUCUGGCUCCAACCGCGGCCGUCUCGAACCGACCCACUGGGCCAAAAGCACAACAGUAAAGGGCACGGCACAGGCGUUGUUGUACGAUCCACCCAUCGCAGAGUUCAGCGUCGUGACCACUACCUUGGCCAAGGACGCUGUCGUCCAAGAGGCCCAAGUUGACGGGCCCAGCAUUGUUCUGGUCCUCGAGGGUGAGGUGGAGAUCGAGGGAGACGGAAAGGUAAGCGUGGCCAAGGGGCAGGUCGCCUUUGUUGCAGCCGAGACGCGCGUUAGCGUGCAGAAUGUAGGCGACGCCGAGGCCAAAGUCGCCAGGGCGUUUGUCGAGCCGUAG
This is a messenger RNA of Moesziomyces aphidis, 1374 nucleotides long. The record is from the annotation of a GenBank genome assembly. Lineage: Eukaryota; Fungi; Basidiomycota; Ustilaginomycetes; Ustilaginales; Ustilaginaceae.